Messenger RNA from Menidia menidia (Atlantic silverside), 9090 nucleotides. The record is from the annotation of a GenBank genome assembly. Lineage: Eukaryota; Metazoa; Chordata; Actinopteri; Atheriniformes; Atherinopsidae.
AUGGUGAAGAGAAAAAGCCUGGACGAGAACGAGCCGGAGUGCGGGAAGGGAGUACCGUUCCCCAUCCAGACCUUCCUGUGGAGGCAAACCAGUGCUUUUCUGCGUCCAAAGUUGGGGAAACAGUAUGAGGCCUCCUGUGUGUCUUUCGAGCGGGUGCUGGUGGAGAACAAGCUGCACGGGCUGUCGCCGGCCCUGUCCGAGGCCAUCCAGAGCAUCUCCCGCUGGGAGCUGGUCCAGGCGGCGCUGCCCCACGUGCUCCACUGCACCUCCAUCCUGCUGUCCAACAGGAACAAGCUGGGCCACCAGGACAAACUGGGCGUGGCCGAGACCAAGCUGCUCCACACGCUGCACUGGAUGCUGCUGGAGGCGGCCCAGGAGUGCAACCACGAGCCCAGCCUGGGCCACGGCUGGUCCGGCGGUGGCAGCGGCAGCAGCAGCGCCUUCCUCCAGCUCAACCAGAGCUCGUCCCCGGGGGCCCCCGGCUCGGGCUCGGCCCUGGGCGGCUCGGGGCCCCAGCGCGGCAGCUCCCUGAUGGAGGAGGACGAGCACGCCCGCACCAAGCUCUUCCACAAGAGCAUGGUGACGGUGGAGCUGUUCGUCUUCCUGUUCGCACCCCUGAUUCAUCGCAUCAAGGAGUCUGAUCUGACCUUCCGGUUGGCCAGUGGUCUGGUCAUUUGGCAGCCCAUGUGGGAGCACCGCCAGCCCGACAUCGCCGCCUUCACCUCCCUCAUCAAACCUGUCAGAAAUAUCGUAACCGCAAAGAGGAACUCCCCAGUCAACAACCAGUGCAGCCCCUGUGGAUCUGGAAACCCAGGCCCCACCGGCUUCCAGGUGGUCUGCGAAGCCGCCCAAUCGGAUUCCUCCUCCCCAGCAGCUGGCGAGCGGAGCUGUCGUCGUGGCAACUCGGUGGAGAAAGGUGGCCCGUCGCAACAACCCCCGCUGGUCAAAGGCCCUUCAAAGAAAAAGACGUCGGCCCCCGCCGGCCUGCCCACUUCUCUGGCCCAGCGCGCGCGCUACGCCACCUACUUCGACGUGGCGGUGCUGCGCUGCCUGCUGCAGCCGCACUGGCUGGAGGAAGGGGUGCACUGGGCCCUGAUGUACUACCUGCAGCGCCUGAGGCAGAUCCUGGAGGAGCGGCCCGAGCGCACCUCGGAGCCCCUGGUGGCGCCCCUGCCGCGCCCCCGCAGCAGCUCCAUGGUGGCCGCCACCCCGUCGCUGGUCAACACCCACAAGACCCAGGAUAUGAGUCUGAAGUGCAACGAGGAAGGCAAGUCGCUGAGCUCGGAGACUUUCGCGAGGGUCUCUUUGACAAACCUGCGUCGACAGGCCGUCCCCGACCUGUCCUCAGACCUGGGCAUGAACAUCUUCAAGAAGUUCAAGAACCGCCGCGACGACCGGGAGAGAAAGGGCUCCAUCCCCUACCACCACGCCGGAAAGAAGCGGCAGAGACGCAUGGGGGUGCCUUUCCUGUUGCACGAGGACCACCUGGACGUGUCGCCCACGCGGAGCACCUUCUCCUUCGGCAGCUUCUCGGGCCUGGGCGACGACCGGCGGGUGGUGGACCGCGGGGGCUGGCAGGCCACCAUCAUGGGCAAAUUCACACGCAGGGGCAGCACGGACACGGCUGCAGAUGCAGACAGCCUGAGUGCCAAGCACUCUCAUUCUCACCACUCUCUGCUCCGAGACAUGCCGGACCACUCCAAUAGCCACGGCGACAACACGGUCAAAGAGGUCCGAUCUCAGAUCUCAACCAUCACCAUGGCAGCGUUCAACACGACAGUGGCGUCCUUCAACGUGGGCUAUGCCGACUUCUUCACCGAGCACAUGAAAAAGCUCUGCAACCCCGUGGCUGUGCCCGAACUCCCCGUGGAGCCGCUGGCCUGCGCCAACCUGCCGCGCAGCCUCACCGACUCCUGCAUCAACUACUCCUGCCUGGAGGAGGGCGAGAACAUCGAGGGGACCAACAACUUUGUCCUAAAAAAUGGCAUGUUAGACCUAACUGCUAUUUUGCGAGCCCUUUACGCCGUCCUCAGCCAUGACAUCAGUUCCAGGGUCUGCGACGUGGCCCUGAACCUCAUCGACUGCCUGCUGCAGUUGGGCGUGGUGCCAGGCAUGGGCAAGAAACUGUCCAAGCCUGAUAACAAGGAGAACCUGGAGGCGAGAAGCAAAGACUCUGCUUCCCAGGGCCUCGGUGGAGGUGCCCAAGGAGGGGGGCCGAUUGCAGGGGCAGGCGGAGGAGGGGAUGGUGGAGGAGGAGGAGGAGGAGGAAGUGGUGGAGGGAGUGGGCAGGGUAGCAAAGAUGAUGUGAAGAAUAACAAGGAUAAUGAUAAAAAGGAAGAAACCUCUGGACUCAGCACUCACCGCCUGGCUUUGUGCAUGCUGAUAAAGAUCGUCAAGUCUCUGGGCUGUGCUUACGGGUGUGGCGAAGGACACCGGGGGCUCUCUGGGGAUCGCCUCCGAAUGCAGGCCCAGAACUGCCUAACCAACCUGUACAAGCUGGACAAGCUGCAGUUUCGCCAGACAAUGCGCGACCAUGUAAACAAAGACUCACUGAAUAACAUUGUGGAUUUCCUUCAUGCACUGCUGGGCUUCUGUAUGGAGCCUAUAACCGACAAGUACGGCAGUGCAGGACCCCACAGUUUUCAGGAGCGUCUCGCCGCCAGCCAGGAAGCCUUGAAGAACAAGAACGUUGUGAAUUUGGGCGCCAUCCGACAGGGAAUGAAGCGCUUCCAGUUCCUCCUGAACUGCUGCGAGCCCGGGACCAUACCCGACGCCUCCAUCCUGGCUGCAGCUUUAGACUUGGAAGCUCCGGUUGUAGCCCGGGCCUCCCUCUUCCUGGAGUGCGCCCGAUUUGUCCACCGCUGCAACCGCGGCAACUGGCCUGAGUGGAUGAAGGGCCACCAUGUCAACAUCACCAAGAAAGGCCUGUCCAGGGGCCGCUCGCCGACAGUGGGCAACAAAAGAAACCAGAAGCUCCAGUGGAAUGCCGCCAAGCAUUUCUGCCAGUGGGGAGAUGCCAUCGGCACAAGGCUCAGCGAACUUUGCCAUUCGGACAGCGAGAGCCCCGCCAACAUCCUGGGCUUCAUUUAUGAUGAGGAGAGCAAGCGGAGGAUGAGAAAAGAAGACGAGGACGAAGAUUAUUUAGAUGACAACACAGUCAAUCCUACGAAAUGCGGCUGCCCCUUUGCUCUGAAAAUGGCCGCCUGCCAGCUUCUGUUGGAGAUCACCACUUUCCUGCGAGAGACCUUCCCCUGUCUGCCGCGGCCGCGGGCCGAGCCGCUCGUGGACCUGGACAGCUGCCGCCUGCGCCUCGACCCGGAGCUGGGCCGCCACCGCUACGAGAGGAAGAUCAGCUUCGCGGGCAUUCUGGACGACGAGGACGGCCACGACUCGCUCAACAGCAGCAGCCACACCCUGAAGUCGGACACCACCUGCGACGACAAGAAGAGCCAGGAGGCCCAGGCGCCCGUCAGGAAGAUCCGCAUCGGAGGCUCCCGGCUGCUCCAGAUCAAAGGGGCCAGGAGUUUUCGGGUGAAGAAAGGGGGGUCCCUGUCCUCAAUCCGCCGGGCGGGGAGCCUGAAGAGCACCAAGUUGUCCCGGCAGGACUCGGAGUCCGAGAACGAGGAGGGGCUGCUGUCACAGACGCAGAGCAGGGACACGGUCACGGACAUCGGUAGUCCUUUCAGCACCAGCGAGCCCAGCAUUGAGCCCGAAGGUCCGAGCUCAGGAGGAGCAGAGGACAACUAUCACCGUAACAUGUCCUGGCUACACAUUAUGAUCCUGCUGUGCAACCAGCAGAGCUUCAUCUGCACACACGUUGACUACUGCCACCCGCGCUGCUACCAGCACCACAGCCGCUCCUGCGCCCGGCUGGUCCGCGCCAUCAAGCUGGUGUACGGCGAGACGGUCGACAGUCUGCGAGAGGACAGCGCCACCUCCGGCAAUAUCGGAGCACGGGCAAAGAAAACCAAAGAGUGUUCAGACAAGUCAUGCUUGAGGACCCCCUCCAUGAAGAGAAGACCCACUGACUCUAACACAGAGGGGAAGAAGGAUACUGGCAUGCUCAAGUACAUCCGCAACCAGGUGAUGAGCUUGUCCCCGGCUCCCCUGUCACUGCUAACCAAGGCCGCUCCAAUCCUGACCGACGAUAUGUACGGCGACAUCCAGCCGGCGGCCUGGGAGCUCCUGCUCAGCGUGGAUGAACACAUGGCCGCUGCAGCAGCCGCCCUGUUCCUCCUGUGCGCCGUGAAGGUCCCCGACACGGUGACCGAAAUGAUGAUGGCCGAGUUCCAGCACCAGGAGGCCUGCCAGCGCAUCAACUCCAUCCUGAAGUUUUACACCCUGUGGCGCUUCCGCUACCAGGUGUGGCCCCGCAUGGAGGAGGGGGCCCAGCAGAUCUUUAAGAUUCCUCCACCGAGUAUCAACUUCACUCUUCCAUCUCCAAUACUGGGCAUGCCGUGUGUCCCCAUAUUUGAUCCCCCAUGGGUACCCCAAAACACUGGUAGUGUCCAGGACCCUAUCAACGAAGACCAGUCAAAAUCCUUCUCUGCUCGCGCGGUGUCGCGCUCCCACCAGCGGGCAGAGCACAUCCUGAAGAACCUGCAGCAGGAGGAGGAGAAGCGGCGCCUGGGCCGCGAGGCCAGCAUCAUCACGGCCAUCCCGGUGGCUCAGGAGGCCUGCUACGAGCCCACGUGCAGCCCCCCGCCCGAGCAGGAGGAGGAAGAAGAAGUGGUGAACCUGGCGUCCCGCCGCCUGUCGGUCAGCCCGUCCUGCGCCUCCAGCAACUCCCACAGGAACUACUCUUUCCGCCGUGGCUCCGUGUGGUCCGUCCGCUCGCUGGCCAGUGUUGAAGAUGAAGAGAACACAACAGAACACACUCCGACUCACCACAUGCUACAGCCACCCCAAGCCGUGUUCCCAGCAUGCAUCUGUGCUGCCGUCCUUCCAAUAGUGCACCUGAUGGAGGACGGGGAGGUUCGAGAAGAUGGCGUCGCUGUGAGUGCGGUCGCCCAGCAAAUCCUCUGGAACUGCCUCAUCGAAGAUCCAGCUCUGGUUCUCCGCCACUUCCUGGAAAAACUCACCGUGAGCAACAGACAGGAUGAGCUGAUCUACAUGCUGAGAAAGCUGCUGCUCAACAUUGGCGAUCUGCCAGCUCAGACCUCUCAUAUCCUCUUUAACUACCUGGUUGGACUGAUAAUGUACUUUGUUCGCACUCCUUGUGAGUGGGGUAUGGACGCCAUCUCCGCCACCCUGACCUUCUUGUGGGAGGUGGUCGGAUACGUGGAGGGGCUCUUCUUCAAGGACCUGAAACAAACCAUGAAAAAGGAGCAGUGCGAGGUCAAACUGCUGGUAACCGCCUCCAUGCCAGGGACCAAAACGCUGGUGGUGCACGGACAGAAUGAAUGCGACAUCCCCACGCAGCUGCCGGUCCACGAAGACACUCAGUUUGAAGCUCUGCUGAAGGAAUGUCUCGAGUUCUUCAACAUCCCUGAAGCCAGAUCGGCUCACUACUUCUUGAUGGACAAAAGAUGGAACCUCAUCCACUAUUCUAAGACUUAUGUGAGGGAUAUCUACCCCUUCAGGAGGUCGGUAUCCCCCCAGCUCAACCUAGUCCAUAUGUUGCCUGACAAAGGACAGGAGCUGAUCCAGAAACAGGUGUUUUCCCGUAAACUGGAAGAGGUGGGUCGGGUCCUCUUCCUCAUCUCCCUGACGCAGCACAUGCCGGCCGUGCACAAACAGUCCCACGUCUCCCUGCUGCAGGAGGACCUGCUCCGCCUGCCCUCCUUCCCAAGAACUGCCAUCGAUGCAGAGUUCUCCCUGUUCAACGAGCCGCAAGGUAAGGAGCUGUUUGGGUUGGACACCCUCCACAAGGUGCUUUGGAUCAAGCUGCUGGAGGAAAUGUUCCUGGGCAUGCCCAGCGAGUAUCCGUGGGGCGACGAGAUGAUGCUGUUCCUCAACGUCUUCAACGGGGCGCUGCUCCUGCACCCGGAGGACAGCGCCCUCCUCAGGCAGUACACCGCCACCGCCAUCAACACCGCCGUCCACUUCAACCACCUCUUCUCCCUGAGCGGUUACCAGUGGAUCCUGCCCACCAUGCUGCAGGUGUACGCCGACUAUGAGAGCGACCCGCUGCUGAGGCAGGGCAUUGAGUUUUGCUGCCGGCAGUUCUACAUCCUCCACCGGAAACCCUUCGUCCUCCAGCUGUUCGCCAGCGUGGCUCCGCUGUUGGAAUUCACCACCAGCACCAGCACCGGUCUGUCCAAAGGGGUGUCAGCCCAGUGCCUGUUCGACCUGCUGGUUUCCCUGGAGGGCGAAACACAGGACGCUCUGGACGCUCUAGAGCUGGUCAAAGCCGAGAAACCUCUGCGCUCUCUUGAUUUCUGUUACGGGAACGAAGACUUGACCUUUUCCAUCACCGAGGCCAUAAAGCUGUGUGUCACUGUGGUUGCCUACGCCCCCGAGUCCUUCAGGAGUCUCCAGAUGCUGAUGGUGCUGGAGGCUCUGGUUCCCUGCUUCCUCCAGAAAUUAAAAAGCAACACAACCACGAUGGAGUCCGCUUCGGCCGCCAGGGACGAGAUCGCGGCCAUCGCCGCCCUGGCCACAUCCCUGCAGGCCCUGCUCUACAGUUCAGAGGCCCUCACCAGGCCCAUGACGGCUCCCCAGAUGUCCCGCUGCGAUCAGGGCCACAAGGGCGGCACCACCGCCAACCACGCCAUGGCAGGAGGCGUCAACACCAGGGACAACCUCCACCUGCUGGAAGAAGGGCAAGGCAUGCCGAGGGAGGAGCUGGACGAACGCAUCGCCAGGGAGGAGUUCCGCCGGCCGCGGGAGUCCCUGCUGAACAUCUGCACAGAGUUCUACAAGCACUGCGGCCCUCGGCUCAAAAUCCUGCAGAACGUCGCCGGCGAGCCGCGGGUCAUCGCUCUGGAGCUGCUGGACAUUAAAUCCCACAUGAGGCUGGCCGAGAUCGCCCACGCCCUGCUCAAACUGGCGCCCUACGACACCCUGACCAUGGAGAGCCGCGGCCUGCGGCGCUACAUCAUGGAAAUGCUGCCCAUCACCGACUGGUCCUCCGAGGCCGUCCGGCCCGCCCUCAUCCUCAUCCUCAAGAGGCUGGACCGCAUGUUCAACAAGAUCCACAAAAUGCCCACGCUCAGGUGCGCUCGCCCACAGGCACUAUGCACCAGGAGGCAGGUGGAGUGGGAAGCAGCCAGCAACCUGAUUGAGGGAAUCUGCCUGACUCUGCAGCGACAGCCAAUCAUCUCCUUCCUCCCGCACCUCCGCUCGCUGAUCAACGUCUGCGUCAACCUGGUCAUGGGUGUCGUCGGCCCCUCCAGCGUGGCGGACGGGCUGCCCCUCCUCCACCUCAGCCCCUACCUCUCUCCUCCGCUUCCCUUCAGCACUGCCGUAGUCCGGCUGGUCGCCUUGCAGAUACAGGCCUUGAAAGAUGACUUCCCUCUCAGUCAUGUGAUCUCACCUUUCACUAACCAGGAAAGGCGUGAAGGGAUGCUGCUCAACCUGCUUAUUCCUUUUGUACUGACUGUUGGGUCUGGAAGUAAAGACAGCCCCCACCUUGAGCAGCCGGAGAUAUUCCUCCUCCUACAAACCGUCAUCAAUAUCCUUCUGCCUCCUCGGAUCAUCUCAACUUCCCGGACCAAGAAUUUCAUGCUGGACGCCUCACCGGCUCACUGUUCCACGCCCGGCGACCCGGGGAAAGACCUGCGUCGAGAGGGACUGGCAGAGUCCACCAGCCAAGCCGCUUAUCUCGCUCUAAAGGUAGUGUUGGUUUGCUUCGAGCGCUCGCUGGGAAACCAGUGGUAUCGACUGAGCCUGCAAGUCAAGGAGAUGGCUCUGAGAAAGGUGGGCGGCUUGGCCUUCUGGGACUUCAUCGACUUCAUUGUGCGAACCCGCAUACCGAUCUUCGUCCUCCUGAGACCCUUCAUACAGUGCAAGCUGCUAACCCAGCCAGCCGACUCCCAGGAGGAGAUUACGGCACGCCACCACAUCGCAGACCAGCUGGAGCGGCGCUUCAUCCCGAGACCUCUCUGCAAGAGCUCCCUGUUCGCGGAGUUCAACAACGAGCUCAAGAUCCUCAAGGAAGCCGUACACAGCGGCUCUGCAUACCAGGGUAAGACCUCCAUCAGCACAGUGGGUACCUCCACAUCAGCCUACCGCCUCAGCUUGGCCACAAUGUCGCGCUCCAACACGGGAACCGGCACCGUUUGGGAGCAGGAAAGCCAGCCAUCGCGCCAGCCAUCGCAGGACACGCUCAGCCGCACCGACGAGGACGACGAAGAGAACGACUCCAUAAGCAUUCCCAGCGUCGUGAGCGAGCACGAGGCCUUCCUGCCCCGGGUGAUGUCCCAGCGGCGUUUCUCCAGCCACGCCACAGGCACCGCGGCCGCACCGCCCGAGGGCCCCCGCACCACAAUGUUACCCAGUCAGAGCGAACCCAAUGUGCUAGAUGAGUCCCAGGGCCUUCUGCAGGAGGGUAACCUCUCUAGAGUGGCCAGUGUGCAGAGUGAACCGGGCCAGCAGAACCUCCUGAUCCAGCCUCCGCUGGGAAGAAAGCGAGGGCUCAGACAGUUGCGACGCCCCCUGCUGUCCAUUCCGAAGAACGAGCCACGCGGCCGGUCCGGAGCGAGACUGUCCACCACACGCCGGAGCAUCCAGCCCAAGAACAAACCACUGGCGCAGGGAGACCAAAAGAGAUCAGUGACCUUUACAGAGAAUCAAGGGGCCGCCGGGAAGCCCCCCACCCCGGGCGCCGCCGAGCCUCCGGCCGACGGCAGGAGGGCCAGCCCGGCUCCGUCCAAGUCCCCCACGCUGGAGGUGCCCCCCGCCUUCUCAGCCAUGGUCACCGCCGACCUGCACGGGCCCGCCAGCACACAGGUGGCUCCGGCCAUAAGCAGCAAAGAGAGGAGGGAGCAGUGGGGGCUGCGCAGCAGCCUGUCCCCCCCCCCGUCCGUCUCCCGCCCCUCCACCCCGACGCCCCCGUCCCGGACCUGCUCCCCGCUGCCCCUCUCCCGCACCUGCUCCCCUCUGCCCCUGUCCCCCGCCUCCCCCCCCCUGGACGAGUCCCACGUUUGA